AUGGGACUGUGUAGUCAAUGUCAAUCAUUCUCGCAUCCCUCGUUUUAUGAGAAUGCCCUCAAGCCGGGAGGCAAGCUUGAGUCUAUCGUAUUAGCCCAAACCGGCGAGGAUUUGGCUGCCGCAGCCGCGACAUGCACGUUAUGCGCACUUUUUUACGAAGGUCUCCUGCAUGAUUCUCAGAGGUAUGGUCCGGGCUCCAACGGUCCCUUGAGAGCAAAUCACAUAUUACUGAAGCCGAAAAUCGACCCUUUUGGUCUAUCUUUUCCCGAGACAGCUGCAGAAGGCAUCGCGUUGUUUGGGUUCACUUUGACAACUACCGAGACAGCCAGCGGAGCAGCGCUAAGAUGUAUAGUGCGAUUGCAUGCAGAAGGUUCACGUAGGUGGAUUCUUACUUCAGUAUAG
Pochonia chlamydosporia 170 is the source of this 402-nucleotide messenger RNA. RefSeq lists its product as hypothetical. The transcript has a single exon. Lineage: Eukaryota; Fungi; Ascomycota; Sordariomycetes; Hypocreales; Clavicipitaceae. The coding region runs from base 1 to 402 and encodes 133 amino acids. The record is from RefSeq and is a predicted model, not a curated record.